AUGCUCCUCCAAACACCCAAGGCAUUUAUGCCUUUCCCCACCUCCGAAAUAGGCCUCUUCCAUAUCCUACGCCGGUCACAACCUCGUUUUGAUACUACACGUUCGAUUCAUUAUGGAAAUAAGACUCUGAAGAUACCCAAGACGUCGAUUAAGGUCUUCCGCGAGGUCCCGAAACUCCGAGAAUGGCGUCGGCAACAACUCCUUGACUACCGGUCCGUCGGUCUUGUUCCCACGAUGGGUGCUUUGCACGAGGGCCACAUCUCCCUGAUUCGUAUGGCAGCGCGCGAGAACCACCGUGUUGUCGUUAGCAUAUACGUUAAUCCGACCCAAUUCGGCGUACACGAGGAUCUGGAUAGCUAUCCGAAAACGUGGGAGAAGGAUUGUGAGAUGCUGAGAGAGCUAGAUCAGGAACUUGCUGAAGAUGGGAGUAAUUUGGGUACCGUAUCCGCGGUUUUCGCGCCGACGACAAGCACCAUGUAUCCUAGCGGAAGACCGAGCCAGGAGGUUGAUGGGAAGGGAAGCUUUGUAACAAUAACUCCUGUUGGAGAACUUUUGGAGGGAACUACGCGACCUACGUUCUUUCGAGGUGUCGCUACAGUAUGUAUGAAGUUGUUUAAUAUUGUUGCGCCGGAAAGGGUUUAUUUUGGCCAAAAGGAUGUACAACAGACGGUGGUGAUCAAAAAGAUGGUCAAGGACUUUUUCCUGGAUAUGGACGUGGUCGUUGGGCCGACCCAGAGGGAGCCGGAUGGCCUGGCAUUGAGCUCCAGGAAUGUAUACUUGGGCACACGAAGACGGAAAGUUGCGACUGUGUUAUCGAAAGUACUACAGGUCGCGGAAGCGGGGUAUCUUCGAGGGCAUAGGUCGAGGGAUGAACUGUUAGGCCCCGCGGGAGAAUUGGCAAAGCUGCUUCUGAUGGAGCAAAACCAGAUGCUCCCGGAAGAAAGGGUUAAGUUCGAAGUUGAUUAUAUUUCCCUAGCAGACCCUGAAACUAUGGAGGAAUUGGAGGAAGUCGACGAGACCAGGGGUGCCAUUCUCAGCGGUGCCAUAAAAAUGCUACCUGUCGAAUCGCCACAACCAGGAGAGGACCUUGGUUUAUCAGACGGGCCACCAGUACGGUUAAUAGAUAAUAUCAUCCUGAAACCUAUAGGAUAA
This is a messenger RNA of Venustampulla echinocandica, 1152 nucleotides long. RefSeq names its product Nucleotidylyl transferase. Gene Ontology annotation, biological process: pantothenate biosynthetic process. The record is from RefSeq and is a predicted model, not a curated record. Gene Ontology annotation, molecular function: pantoate-beta-alanine ligase activity. Lineage: Eukaryota; Fungi; Ascomycota; Leotiomycetes; Helotiales; Pleuroascaceae. The coding region runs from base 1 to 1152 and encodes 383 amino acids. The transcript has a single exon.